Messenger RNA from Gopherus flavomarginatus (Mexican gopher tortoise), 465 nucleotides. RefSeq lists its product as uncharacterized. Lineage: Eukaryota; Metazoa; Chordata; Testudines; Testudinidae. The transcript is spliced from 6 exons. The record is from RefSeq and is a predicted model, not a curated record. The coding region runs from base 79 to 465 and encodes 128 amino acids.
CCUAUCCCAACCUGCCCUCACCUGUGCAGAUAUGCACCCGUCUGAUCCGUAUCCCAACCUGCCCUCACCUGUGCAGGUAUGCGCCCAUCUGACACCUUCCCCCACCUCAUCCUCCCCCAUGCAGGUAUGCACCCGUCUGAUCCCUAUCCCAACCUGCCCUCACCUGUGCAGAUAUGCACGCGUCUGAUCCCUAUCCCAACCUGCCCUCACCUGUGCAGGUAUGCACCUGUCAGAUCCCUAUCCCAACCUGCCCUCACCUGUGCAGGUGUGCGCCCAUCUCACACCUUCCUCCACCUCAUCCUCCCCCGUGCAAGUAUGCACCCGUCUGAUCCCUAUCCCAACCUGCCCUCACCUGUGCAGAUAUGCACCCGUCUGACCCCCACCCCGCCCUCACCUUUGCGGUAUGCACCACGUCCACCCCACCCCCUCUGCCCCAUCUCUGCUCUCACGUGGGCAAGUCUGUAG